Molecule: messenger RNA, 606 nt
Organism: Nematocida minor
Lineage: Eukaryota; Fungi; Microsporidia
Exons: 1
Coding region: 1-606 (201 amino acids)
Source: RefSeq, a predicted model, not a curated record
AUGGCCAGAGAGUACGAAGACGAGCUGGAGUUCUUCUCUUUUCUUCCAACGGACUUUCACAUAGAGCUCUACCAGGGAAUGAGCAGGGCCCUUGUGUCAUCUCUAGGCAGCACAGGCGACAUAAGAGGAAGAAUAGAUAAGAUAGAAACAGCCCUGCAGAAAAACAUGCUGAUUUUUGAAAGAUUUACGCUCCGAAACAUAUUCACAUUCCCAGACGACUUUGUGUACGGAAGAAAAGCAACAAAUACUCCUCCGCCAACGCCUGAACAUUUGAAGGAGAGAAUACUGGACCUAACUCUUAAGAAAACAGAGCUAUCUGCAGCACAGGAACUCCUCCUGCAGAAAGAGGCAAUGCACCAUGAAUUAUCGCAGAAGUUCAAAAGCAUUCAGGGCAUACCUGAUCUAUCACCAAUUAUUGAUGGAGUAACAGAGCUAAACCAUCUGAUGCGAGAGACAAGAGAGAUAAAAAACAAGUACAUACAGGGACAGCCCAAGCACAGACCAGCGAAGAAAGAGCUGGAGGAUGAAAUAAGGAAAAACGAGUGUGAUGAUCUGGAGAGAAGAAUACCCAUAGCCAUUCUGUCAUCGCUAGAAAAGUCUUUAUAA